AUGGGCGCGUACACGUCAGUUGUGGAUGAGGUUGACGCCUGCCGUCAAGCGGCGCAAUUGUCCGAUUAUCAGGUUUCGAAGCCACAGGAAUUUGUCUCGCCUCCCGAUCGUACUUUAGCAAUGGCAUCAGGGCAAUCAAGGACACACGUAGACACUUUAGAAGACCAGCUUAGCGCUCUAGACCACCGCUCUUUCACCUCCGCAUACCCCAUGAGUGACGGAAACCGGACAUGGCACGGCGGAAACCUCUUUUACACCCUUCAAGCUCAAAAUGCUUUCCAGGCCGAAACCGCGCACCAGGCUCGAACCUCUUUCCAGGCUCAGAAUGUCGCGACUAGGACGGUCUCGGUUGACGACAUAGCUAUUCCGGCUGCUGCGUAUCGCAACCAUCUCCAGCAGCACGGCGGGGAGAUCGGAGGCCAAAUUUCGACCGCCCGUAUGGAUCGUACUUUUGGCGGUCAGCAGAAUCAGGCGGUGUUGUCGGGUCACGCCGGCGGUUUCAACGGUGGAUGGUCAGACGGGAAGGGCAGUGGCGAUACGGUGGCGACGACUUACGAUAACGCAACGGCUUCAGGGUUGAUCGACAGUAGGCUCGAAGUUCCCCGUUUGCCGCACAGCCGCAGGAACGGCGUCGGCUUGUCAAGGGGUUUGGCGCGAGAAAGCCAGGCGUUUGCGCUGCACGGAGGCGGCGAAACCCCGAUGGAAGGGGUGGAAAGAACUUCCGCCGCCGCCGAUGCUGCUGCCUCGGGCGGUGAAUGGGAUGGGCGAAGCCAGGGAAUAGAUCUGACCCAAACCGCCUCUAGACUCGCUUUUCAGCAGCACGGAUCGCUCGCGGCAGGCGAGGGUCGGUACACGGACCGAAUCUCUCCCAACGCCUUGAAUCAGACUCUCAGGUCGCCGCCUCAGCAGCAUCUUCACUCAACUUACAGGCUCUCGCCUAACGCCCCGAAUCAAACGGUGCGAUCGCCGCCGCAGCAAAGGCUCCAGUUUCAGGGGUUGCAGUCAGCUGGGCAGACUCAACUAGCAGCCUUCCCUCACCGGUUAUCGCCUCCCGCUGCUGCGUCUCCCCUCGGAUCCCCGGGGUGGCAGCACCGGGCUAACGACAGCCUGUCGUCUGGUAACCAGUCCGCCGGUGGUUCGUCUGUGCAGUCAGGGGCAGGGUCCGCGAGCGCGGCAUGUGGAUCUCGACCGUCGCUGCCGCCGCGGUUGGACGAUGCGGAUCUUGCUAGCGUUCUGUGGGAGAGCCGGUCCAGGUGCAACGUAUCUGGCGCUGGCGCUGGCGCUGGUGCUGCGAGUGUGUUGGGCGACCAGCAGCAGCGAGAGAUGCAGGGAGAUGGGAGCGCGCAUGGCGGUCGAGUGGGUCGAGCAGACGGCAGCAGCGUGCAUGGCGGCCAAUUGUAUCAACGAGAGGGUAGCAUGCACGGCGGUCAGAUGGGUCAACGAGAGGGUAGCGUGCACGGCGGUCAAAUGGGUCAACGAGAGGGUAGCAUGCACGGCGGUCAAUUUAGUCAACAAGACGGCAGCGCGCAUGGUGGUCAAUAUAGUCAACGAGACGGCAGCUUGCACGGCGGCGGUCAAUAUAAUCAACAAGACGGCAGCACGCACGGCGGUCAGGCGAUUCUGAGAGAGGGAAGUGUGCAUGGCGGUCGAAUAAGUAAACUGGGCGGCAGCACGCAUGGCGGUCACAUUAGUCAACGGGACAGCAGCGUGCAUGGCGAUCAGGCGAUAUUGAGAGAGGGAAGUGUGCAUGGCAGUCAACUGAGUCAACCGGGCGGCAGCACACAUGGUGGUCGUCAACUGAGUCAUUUAGGCGGCAGCAUGCAUGGCGGUCAACUGUCUCACCUGGGCGGCAGCAUGCAUGGCGGUCAACUGUCUCAUCUGGGCGGCAGCACGCAUGGGGGUCAAGCAAGUCAACCAGGCGGCAGUGUACACAGCGAAACUGUCCCUGCAUACACCGACAGCCAAGCACGUAGUGACCACUUAUCCCGCUUACAAGCUAGCAGCAGCGUGCACGGCGGCGGCUUCUACGCCAGCGGCCUUGCCUCGGGCGGUCUCUAUGGCAGCGCGCUUCAUUACCCCAGGUCCAGUGUCCAGAGCACAUGGGGCAGCGUGCAAGGCAGCGCGCAAGGGAGCAAUGAGGUCAGAACGGGCGUCUUUAGAUUCGGAAGCGACAUACAGAGGGGCACUGCGCCCCGCGCGAGUACGGUUCACGGUGGCAACCUGUACGCCGCGAGCUUACUCGCCUCUGAUAGCUAUGAUGGCCGGCGUCUGCGCGUUAACGGCCGUCAGCAGGACCGUCAACAGGACCGUCAGCCGAACGAUCAGCAGAGCGGCCAGCAGGGAAGAUCGAACGCGAUGGAGAGCUUUCUCGGGAAGGUAGAUUCGAUGGAGGAGAGCUUGCAAGCGAAGGCGAACGUCUUUAAUGGCUUGCAGCAGGCGGGUGGGAGUGUGUAUCAGGACGAUGGGAGCGUGCACAAAGCGGGUGGGAGCGUGCAUCAAGCAGGUGGGAGCGUGCACAAAGCGAGUGGGGGUGUGCUUCAAACGGAUGGGAGCAUGCAUCAGGGUGAUGGGAGCGUGCAUAAAGGGGUUGGGAGUGUUCAUCAAACGGAAGGGAGCGUGCACCAGGCCGAUGGGAGCGUGCACAGCGUGGGCGUGGGUGCCAGUGCUAGUGUCCUCGCCAAGCUGCGCCUGGAAGGCGGAGAUCGGUUGAAUGCGGUGUCUGGGAGUUCGGAGGGUGCUGUGCGUGGUGGUGGCCUUUUUGGGAGUGUGUUUGGCCCGGGGUUCGGCCCUGGGGCGGGGUUUUCCGGGGGAGGGUUUUCUGGUGCAGGCGUUUCAGGGACGGGCGUUUCAGGGGUGGGAUCUUGCGCGGCCAACGAGGGGUUUACGGGAAGUGUGUGGGAGCGAGGGUCUGGGGCUGCUGCUGCUGCUGCUGCUGCUGCUUCUGGUCUUGCUGGAGCUGUUGACGCUGCUGGUGCUGGUGGGUUCAACAGCCACUCGGAUUCGGGAAAGGCGUUCUCAUCAAUCCAUGGGCACGGGCAAGAGCAAGCACAUGGCAGUAGGCAAACAACAAACCCAGGGGUAGUGGCUGAGAACAGCAGCGUGAAGGUAGAAGCUCACGCAACCACUAGAGAGGACCUAGACUCGGAGAGGAAUAGGGGCAUGGGGAGAGGUGGCGAAACGGAAGAGGCGAAGGGCAUGGAAGGAAUGGAGGGAGCAGCGGACGCGUUGAAAGCUGACGCAGUAACUGCAGAUGCGGUAACAGCAGAUGCGAUAACAGCAGAUACGGUAACAGCAGCGGCUGAGGAUAUGGGGUUUGACGCCCUGGCGGAGUAUUUAAACUUUCCUGACGAUGACCCCCAGUGGUCAAGUCUUUCGGGCUGGGAUGAGCUGAUGCUUGGGGGAGGAUUGAUAGGCGACGGAGAGGCAGGCGCGGAAGGAGGAUGGAGUGGAGCAGGGGCAGGAGCAGGAACAGGAGCAGGGGCAGGAGCAGGAGCAGGGGCAGGAGCAGGGGCGGGAACAGGCGUAGACGCAAGGGAGGAAGUAGAAGGAGGGGCAGCGGCAGGUCUGGAAGGAGGCUUGGCUGCCGAUGCUGGAAUGGUUGCUGGUACGGCAGGAGGGGGUACGGAUAUGGAGGGAACAGAGGAUGACGUCAUGUGCCGCGGGCACUUAGCACUGACUUCUGACGUGUGCGUGGUGGCAUGCUCAUACAGCAGCGGCGCUACAACCGGCAGUGCUGACGCGUCAGCUAGCGCGGGCGCUACAGCUAGUGCUGACGCGACUGCCAGCGGUGACGUGGACAGCGGCGACGUCAGCGCUGGGGAUGAGGACAGGCGCGGAUUGGCUCAGCAAGGAGACGUGGGGGAAGAAGCAAGGCCGCAUAAUGCACACGGAGCAGGGGUGGAGAAAGCAGGAUGUAGCAGCAGAGAUCGGGGCGGGAUUAGAGGGAUGUUUAGAGGAAGUUGA
This is a messenger RNA of Closterium sp. Yama58-4, 3963 nucleotides long. The record is from the annotation of a GenBank genome assembly. Lineage: Eukaryota; Viridiplantae; Streptophyta; Zygnematophyceae; Desmidiales; Closteriaceae.